Bactrocera latifrons is the source of this 1437-nucleotide messenger RNA. Its product is annotated as opsin Rh2. Lineage: Eukaryota; Metazoa; Arthropoda; Insecta; Diptera; Tephritidae. Gene Ontology annotation, biological process: visual perception; phototransduction; G protein-coupled receptor signaling pathway. Gene Ontology annotation, cellular component: membrane. Bases 243 to 1373 code for a protein of 376 amino acids. Gene Ontology annotation, molecular function: G protein-coupled receptor activity. The transcript has 5 exons. The record is from RefSeq and is a predicted model, not a curated record.
GGUUCCGCCGAUUGAAAGGGCAACGUUAACGGUGUUUCGAAAUUUCAGCUGUUAAUUUAAUAGACAUUUUUGAUGUAAUUUUGCGCGAGUGCGUAUGUAAGUGGUGCGUCUAUCAACCGUCCACCACUGAUAAAAGUUCAUAACUAAUAGCGGCGUGYUCUAAUGUAAUCCGCUGAAAAGUUAGAAAUUCAUGYGAAACUCGACACACGCUCUUGUGAAGUUGCAGCAAUUUUGUGCGGCUAAUGGUAACGACAAUGGACAGUUCAGCUUCUCUGCAAUUCCCGAAAUUCGAGGCGCUUCUGAGCAAUGGCAGUGUUUUGGACAGGGUAACCCCCGACAUGGCACAUCUCGUCAACCCCUAUUGGAGUAAAUUCCCACCAAUGGAUUCARCAAUGAGUCAAAUUUUGGGUAUUUUCACAUUGGCGCUACUACUUAUCUCCGCAUGCGGCAAUGGCGUUGUGGUCUUCAUAUUUGGCGGCACCAAAUCGCUGCGCACACCCGCUAAUCUGCUCGUAUUGAACCUGGCGUUCUCUGACUUUUGCAUGAUGGUCUCACAGGCGCCGGUCAUGAUCAUCAAUUUCUAUCACGAGACCUGGAUACUGGGACCGCUGUGGUGCGACAUUUAUGCCAUAUGCGGCUCKAUGUUCGGCUGCGUGUCCAUUUGGUCAAUGUGCAUGAUUGCGCUGGACCGUUAUAAUGUUAUUGUGAAGGGCGUUUCAGGGCGACCAAUGACGAUUAAAUUGGCGCUGAUGAAAAUCAUUGCCAUUUGGUUGUUUGCAACUUUUUGGACACUGGCACCGUUAAUGGGCUGGAGCAGAUAUGUGCCCGAAGGUAAUUUAACCGCCUGCUCCAUCGAUUAUAUGACGCGCGAUUGGAAUCGACGCUCUUACCUGCUCACCUACUCYCUACUCGUCUAUUUUACGCCGCUCUUUCUCAUUUGUUAUUCCUACUGGUUCAUCAUUGCGGCUGUGGCUGCGCAUGAGAAGGCAAUGCGUGAGCAGGCGAAAAAGAUGAAUGUCAAGUCGUUGCGCUCCUCGGAGGAUUGUGAYAAGAGCGCCGAGGCGAAAUUGGCCRAGGUGGCAUUGACUACAAUCUCAUUGUGGUUUAUGGCAUGGACACCUUACUUAAUUAUCUGCUAUUGCGGCCUCUUCGAAGUGGAAGGUCUGACGCCGUUGAAUACUAUAUGGGGUGCAACAUUCGCCAAGACCAGCGCGGUUUAUAAUCCGAUUGUAUAYGGUAUCAGUCAUCCCAAAUACCGUUUGGUGUUGAAGGAGAAGUGUCCAUGUUGCGUAUUCGGUUCGACUGAGGAGCCCAAGCCCGACGCACCAGCRGCGGAGAGUCAGGGCACAACCGAGGCUGAGUCGAAUGCUUAGCGGGUAGAGAGAAGCUUAUCCAUUAUAAUAAUAUUUACCGAUUAAAUAGUUCCUGUUUUUUUUG